GGGCGCGUGGCCGACGGGCGGUGGAAGUGGAGGAGGGUGGGGGGGAUGCAGCAUGGCCGAGCCGCCCGGCGCCCCGCACCGCACCACCGGUUCCACCUUGCUGCACCCGCUGAGCGGGCUGCUGGGCAUCCCGCUGGACCAGAUCAAUUUUGUAGCCUGUCAACUGUUUGCACUUUUGGCUGCAUUUUGGUUUCGUAUUUACUUGGGUCCCAGUCAUGCCAGCUCUGCUGUUCGCCAUGCAUUUGCCACCCUCUUUGGAAUAUACUUUGCUGUCUUCUGCUUUGGGUGGUAUUCCAUUCAUCUUUUUGUCCUGGUGAUGAUGAACUAUGGCAUUAUGAAUAUGGCGAGUAUUCCCAACAUCCACAGGUACUCCUUUGUUGUAGCUAUGGGAUACCUCACGUUGUGCCACAUAAGCCGAAUAUACAUAUUUCAUUAUGGUAUUCUCACUACAGAUUUUUCCGGUCCGCUGAUGAUAAUUACACAGAAGAUCACAACACUUGCAUGCCAGUUACAUGAUGGAAUAGGGCGACAAGCUGAGGAACUCACUGCUGAGCAAAAUCGGCUUGCUGUAAAGACGAGACCUUCUUUGCUAGAGUAUUUAAGCUAUCUCCUCAAUUUUAUGAGCAUCAUAGCUGGGCCUUGCAGCAAUUACAAGGAUUAUAUAGCCUUCAUUGAAGGGAGGCACGUGCACAUGAAACUGUUAGAAGUGAACUGGAAGCAGAAGGGUUAUGACAGACUUCCUGAUCCUUCUCCAACUGGAGCAGUGAUGUACAAGCUGUGUAUCACACUAGUAUCUCUCAUUUUAUUCUUGACACUUACCAAGAACUUUCCUAUGGCAUAUAUUAUUGAUAACGAAUUUCUUGAUAAAACACCCUUCCUGUCAAGACUUGGUUACCUGUAUGUUGUAACACAGGCAGCAAAACCAAAGUAUUACUUUGCAUGGACAUUAGCAGAUGCAGUGAACAAUGCAGCUGGCUAUGGAUUCAGUGGAGUUGAUGAAAAAGGCACUUUCCGCUGGGACCUGUUGUCCAAUUUGAAUAUCUGGAACAUUGAGACUGCGACAAGUUUUAAAAUGUACAUUGAAAACUGGAACAUUCAGACAGCUGCCUGGCUAAAACGUGUUUGCUAUGACAGAGCUCCCUGGUACCCUACGGCGUUAACAUUUAUCCUGUCGGCCCUGUGGCAUGGUAUCUAUCCUGGAUAUUAUUUUACAUUUCUCACUGGAAUCCUUAUCACGCUUGCAGCCAGAGCAAUAAGAAACAAUUGCAGACAUUACUUCCUCUCAUCAGUGCCUCUCAAGAUAGCCUACGAUGUUGUUACCUGGGUUGCCACUCAGCUGGCCGUGUGCUAUACUGUUGCACCGUUCGUUAUGUUGGCUGUUGAGCCCACAAUUAAAUUCUACAAGUCUAUGUAUUUUCACAUGCACGUUCUAAGCAUCCUGGUGUUGCUCGUGUUACCGAUCAGACCUCAAGCCCACUCCAUAAGAAAGCCUCAGAAUCAGGCCACGCAGAACUCUGUUAAAAGCAAAGACAAAUGAUGCUUCCAAAGAAAAUUGCUGACAUUGGGAAAUCAAACUGUCAUGUUGGAAACAAGCAAAGAAGAAGGAAAAUGGGUGGGAUGAGGGUCGAAGUAGCAAACAAGUGGCAUUUCUAUUGGUUAUCUUAAAACCUUACUGGAAAGGGCAGAAAAGAGCCUGGAUGACUGUAUUUCAAAUUAUUCCAGUUAAGAGAGCUUUUACAGGCAACGUUUACAGGCUCAUGGGGCAUUUUGAUUUUUUUUUUAGUAAAUAUUUUUAUGAAGUGUUUUUAUAUAUUUAAACUUUUUCACACAGAGAGGCAUUUUUUGCUCUUUUACAGAAAUAUACAAUUAUUAAUCAGUAAUCUGGUGAUUAGAGGGACAGGAAGCAGCUAAUAAAGAGUUAGACCAGCUGCCUUUGAUAGCCUGGCGCUGUGGGCAGCUGGCCCGGGAAGCUUUUCACCUCCUGGCUCUGGAGAGAGAUGAUACAACUAGAGAACUACGGGCAGGGGGUUGCUCAAGGUGCUGGUGCUGACUUCUGCCCUGGCAGGGAGAAGAGGGAGCGGGGCUUUCCCCAGCAAUCCCCAGGAGCAGGGACCUCAGCCUGAGCUCGGCAGCAAGGGUGUUUCACGUCCCUUCAAACGUGACACCUGCUGGUAAUGAGGGCAAGACAUGUCCCUUGGGAAUAGGUGUCUGGGAGCACUGGCAACUGGCUAGGCCAAAAUCUAAAGCCAAGUAAAAGCAAAACGAAAAAAACCAACACCCUUUAGAGUAAAAGAAGAGACAUACACCCUGUGUUGUGCUUCUUUAAUGAUGCAGCUGGUGCUCGUUGCUACGUCUGCCUUACUUUGAGGUUUUAGAGUGAUGCAGCACUUCCAUUUCACUGUCAAAAUAACUGAGGGGCCAUGCAGGUUUAGUGUUUUAAAGCUUGCAGUUGCGGGUUAAAUCUGAAAAGGUUUUGUAAUGGAUCAGAUUGUUCUACUCCAAAACAUCCUGUCUUGUGGAGGGGUCACUUUCCAGCGGUAUAACACUAACAUGAAAUCUGAGCGGUAAUUAUCAUAGUCCUAAUAAAUCAUUCUCCAGAAAAUAUUGUGAUGUGGUAUGAUCAUCACAAGAGUCAAGACCAUGUCCUUAUAUGAUCUUGACAUGUCACUUAGCCUGUUGGUUCAAGUUUCCCUGCUUGUAAAGUCCUUGGCUUCCAGGGAUGUUUUGAGGCUUGAUUUCUAAGAGCUUGUUGUGCAUUGAGAUAACCCGCUGCAAAAUGCUGUGUCAGGUUUUUUAUUUCAUUUUUCUAAAAUCCACUUACCCCAAUAAAACAGGGAUGGUACGACACAUCAAAACCGACUAAACCAUUUUUUAAAAUUACUGUUUUCCAGGAAUGUUUUUUUCGGGAUUUAGUAGAAGAAAUUCCCUUGUUAAAGUAUUGGUAUUGCUUUAUGAUCAUUUAACUGACGUGUGAUUGAGCAAAGAAUCUGCUGUUUACUGCGUUCUGAUCUUUAUGUCAGAUUAAAAUUUUGCAGAAUCCUAACAUUUUUGGAAGAAACAAAUUGGUGAAACCAAAACAAGUUCCAAAAAAAGUUUGAUUUUUUUUCUUUUCUCUGGUGGGAAGUUUUUGUCCUGUGACCAACUCAUGAUUUAGAGCAUAGUUCAUGAAAGAGUUUAUUUGGUAAUUUAUUUUGAAGGUGAGAUGGGAUUAAAAGGUUGAUCUGAAUA
This is a messenger RNA of Chroicocephalus ridibundus (black-headed gull), 3228 nucleotides long. It is a transcript of the gene MBOAT1, whose product is annotated as membrane bound O-acyltransferase domain containing 1. NCBI's taxonomy places the organism in Eukaryota, Metazoa, Chordata, Aves, Charadriiformes, Laridae. Gene Ontology annotation, molecular function: acyltransferase activity. Gene Ontology annotation, biological process: lipid modification. The transcript is spliced from 13 exons. Gene Ontology annotation, cellular component: membrane. The record is from RefSeq and is a predicted model, not a curated record. Bases 53 to 1537 code for a protein of 494 amino acids.